AGAGUUUUGUCAAUGAACCGCUGAGACUCGCGGGUGAUCUGUGGCUCCGGGCAGCCUGGCACCAGCACAACCCCCUGCCCACAGCGUGACCGAGGAUCCCUGGUCCUGUGCCCCCUGGACAAUGCCCGCCGCCCUCUGCCCGGGAGCCCUGCUGCUGCUGGCGGCCACUGCCUGCGCCCUGAGGACGGGGGAACCAUCGUGCCCAUCAACCUGCCUCUGCCCCAAGACACCCUCUACGUGUGCCCCUGGCAUCAGCCUGGUAACGGACAGCUGUGGAUGCUGCAAGGUCUGUGCCCGUCAGUACAACCAGGACUGCGAUCUGAGACAUCCCUGUGAUCACAUCAAGGGCCUGCACUGUGACUUUGGGGCUGACCCUUCAUCAACCAGGGGCAUCUGCCGUGCAAAGUCUGAAGGUCGUCCUUGUGAAUUCUUCGGCCAAAUCUAUCAAAACGGAGAGAACUUUCAACCCAACUGCAAGCACCAGUGCUCGUGCAUGGACGGAGUGGUGGGAUGUAUGCCCCUGUGUCCUCAGGAAAUGGCCCUGCCUAGCGUGGAUUGCAUUAAUCCCAGACUUGUGAAGGUCCCAGGACAGUGCUGUGAGGAGUGGAUGUGUGAUAGCAACCACAUCUCAGAGGACUCGGGAGACACCACCAUUGGAGACGUGGAUGAUAUUUUAAAGUCAUCUGAAGAAAACCUUGACCAGGAGGAUGUGGAACCUGUAUCCAGCAACGAGCUCAUUACAUUGGUCCGAAAUGGAUUUAAAGUGGAAGCAGGUCUGGGUCCUCACCCCCAACCAGAUCGCUCCAGCUGUGCCAUCCAAACAACCGAAUGGUCUCAGUGCUCUAAAUCCUGUGGCAUGGGACUAUCCUCCAGGAUAACCAACGAUAACCCUCAAUGCAAGCUCAUGAAGGAGACCCGCUUGUGCCAAAUCCGGCCCUGCAAAGACCCAUUACCAUCCAAACCCAAGAAUGGGAAGAAAUGCACAAGAACAAAGAAAGCCAAGCAAGCAAUGCAUUUCACCUAUGCCGGCUGCACCAGCGUGCGUAGGUACAAGCCAAACUACUGUGGCUCCUGCACAGAUGGCCGAUGCUGCACCCCAUCCAAAACUAGAACCAUGAGGGUGCGCUUCCGUUGUGACGAUGGAGACACUUUCCAGAAAAGCAUGAUGUGGAUUGAAAAGUGCAGGUGCCACCAAAACUGUCCCUAUCCCAACGAGUUAUCUUACCCUCAUUACCGGUUACACAAUGAUAUCCACAAAUUCACAGACUGAGUGGCCGAAAUGGCUUUCUUGCAGACUUAUGGGGUGGUGGCCUUGAAAACAAAAUGGUUCCUCAUCCUUCAAACUAUUUCCAACUUGCAGGGCCCGACCACCCAAGAUUGGGUAGUGAUAUAGUGGACAGUGCAUCAUGUUGUAAGUGGUCUAGUGAUGCACUACUUUAUCAUUGACCCUCUUGAAAAAAAUUCAUGGAAUGGAAGAGUGGCGCACGUCACGGGCUUCGCAGUGGUAGAGAGGCAGAUUUAUUCCAAUGUGGCCGAAAAGAUACAUUAGCCGUAAAAGUUCAGCACAAUUAGACUGUAGAGGAGUCCCGGACACGGGAAAAUUCAGGGUAUCUGUACAGUUGAGCAGUAUUAUGACAUAGUGGACUGUAGACGUCCCACCAAGUCACUCAUCGCAUUGACAAGCUCUCGAGCUGUGGUGGUGAUCCUCGGAGAACAUGGUAAGAUGUCUUCUGACUUCAGCUUAUGAGGAGACCUCAUGUCAACUUGAUCUCCUAUAAGUAUCUGAGAAAUAGUGUAGAUAAGAGGAAUGGUUGUAUUGACGACCAUUGUCAACAAUGUAGACCUUGUAGAUCAUGACUUGUGUAUCCCCUGAAGACCAAGACGAACCCAGUUAGGUUUAAGACAUGGUUUAAGACCUGUUCGAUUAGGAUGGUCAAACACUGGUGGUCACCUUAAGACAUGAUCUAGUAACAGGACUAGUGAGACCUAGCUCAAAGGUAAUUUUUGGGUUUGAAACGAGACAACAUGAAGAUCUUGAGAACUUCAUGGGCUACUAUUAACCCUAAAAUGGGUCUCUCAUGACCUGAAAGGGAUGGUUCAUUAAACUGAGGUUUCUAUCUACAGACCGUUCAGGAUUAUUUUGUGUACCGCCCGCCAUCUUUCAGGAUGUGCAUUUAUGUGGUGAUUGGUGGAGAAGGAACAGUCCUCAUAUGGUCUGAUACUCCGAGAAUCAUAGAGGGGAUUCUCUGAGACAGGAAAUAAGGGAAUUAUAAACUACGAUAUGGUAUAGUAGUUUUGCGGAAAGGCACUUUAAUAAAAAUUGGACCGUUUGCUGCUUUUUAAAACUCCUUCAUUUGUUCAUUGCCCCUUUGACCCAGGUAGGGGACAUCCACCACAGGGUGGUGCUUUACUGAAAGUAAAGUUGAGGGAAGAGCAUCAGCCAGGGAGCAACCAAAGAAUUAGCAGUUAUAAAGAUAAAAAAUGCAAAAAAAUACAAAAAAAUAAACAAGUAUACAACCUAUCAUAAUGGUCAGCAGUCAGGCAUGGUCUACAAAAGCUGCUAAAUGUAUUUAAAAAAAAUAAUAAUAAUUAAUCCCCCAUCCAUAAAAAUUCAACACAACUGCAGUGUGUUAACCUCAUAUGGGGGUUUACUACAUGACAGUAGGAACCAGUGACAUCACAGAUAAUGCAGCCAAUGAAUGCUCCAGGAACCAGUGACUUUACUGCGAUUCCAGCCAAUUAAAAUACUUUGAGCCUGUGACAUCACUAGAGGCUUUACCAAGAUUCGUAUGAAACCCAUAGCCAUGCUUCUUUAAUGAAAUGAGUAUCAAAACCUUUUAACUUGUGUCUGCCACCCACCCAAAAACCCAUUAGCAAUUUGGAAAAGUAUUACCCUGUGACAUCAUGUUUACCAGUCACAUGGUCAUGUCAUGUGACUUCAGUGUCUAAUGGCCCUAUAGCUGGAUUAGGUUAUACUUUCCAGCCAAUUGGUGGGAUAUGAGGGCAAAAGUUUUAAUACAAACCUAUGGGUAAUUGUGUCGAUUUAAUUCAACAAACGUGGCUAAAUAUUUAGCCAAAAAUCCUACUAAUGCUGGAAACCUCCCUUUAAGGGAGGGGUCAAAUGAAAAAGGUUGGCAUAGGUUCAUAGAGAUAUAUAUUAUCACACUGGGCAGUUAUACUUUUGUUCAACCAGUUGGAGGUUAUGCAGCACACAGUAGCGGUCGUAACUUAUGACGAGUGGUCAAGUCUCCACCCCCUUCAUAUGCCACAUUAUGGUGCUUGCAUUUCUCUAGGCCUUGCGAUCAAUACUGCCACCUGCGUGCCUUAUGUUCUGAACAGGGGUGCAAAUAUUUUUGAAAUGCUGAAAAAAAAAAAAAAAACUUAGGUGCCUUAUAACCAACACGUGGCUUAAAGGCUAUGUACACCUUUGGGGGCAUUUUUUUUUUAAAUUAUUGUAUUGUACUAAUUUUCAGCUAAAAAUAAUUUUUUCAAUUGGCCUUUAUUUAAAAUGUUGAGCCUUUCUCUCUGUACAGCCUUAAGAUUCUCUAUUAGCCAGCUGUCUGUUUUCACUCUGUUCCAUCAGACAGCUCAGCUGACGGCUCCUUAUCUCUGAUCUCUGACAUUAGAAACACUCAUUGUAGCUCAAUUCUUAUCUUACCGAUAAGAAUGUGGCGUGAAUAAAUGUUCAUGACCUUUUAGUAAUUUAGAAAUAAGGGUU
Molecule: messenger RNA, 3718 nt
Organism: Bufo bufo (common toad)
Lineage: Eukaryota; Metazoa; Chordata; Amphibia; Anura; Bufonidae
Product: CCN family member 1-like
Exons: 5
Coding region: 122-1270 (382 amino acids)
Biological process (GO): signal transduction
Cellular component (GO): extracellular region
Molecular function (GO): protein binding
Source: RefSeq, a predicted model, not a curated record